UCUGAAUCUUGGCAGAGUGUACCAGUAUCGGGUCAUAACUAUAUCAGGAACUGAGGAGAGUGAGCCAUCCCCUGCUGCCACAUACAUCCACGGGAGCGGGUACUGUGGUGAUGGAGUUAUCCAGAAAGGCCAAGGUGAAGAAUGUGAUGACAUGAAUAAGAUCAAUGGUGAUGGCUGCUCCCUUUUCUGCCGACAAGAAAUUUCCUUCAAUUGCAUUGAGGAACCAAGCCGGUGCUAUUUCCAUGAUGGUGAUGGAGUAUGUGAGGAGUUUGAACGAAAAACUAGCAUUAAAGACUGUGGUGUCUAUACGCCACAGGGCUUCCUGGACCAGUGGGCAUCCAAUGUGUCAGUAUCCCACCAAGACCAGCAAUGCCCAGGCUGGGUUGUCAUCGGACAGCCAGCAGCAUCACAGGUGUGUCGAACCAAGGUGAUAGAUCUCAGUGAAGGCCUUUCCCAGCAUGCCUGGUACCCUUGCACCAUCAGUUACCCCUACUCCCAGCUGGCUCAGACCACUUUCUGGCUCCGGGCAUAUUUUUCUCAGCCAAUGGUUGCUGCGGCUGUGAUUAUCCACCUGGUGACUGAUGGGACAUAUUAUGGGGACCAAAAGCAGGAAACCAUCAGUGUGCAGCUGCUAGACACCAAGGAUCAGAGCCACGAUCUAGGCGUCCAUGUCUUGAGCUGCAGGAACAAUCCCCUGAUUAUCCCUGUGGUCCAUGACCUCAGCCAGCCCUUCUACCACAGCCAGGCGGUACGUGUAAGCUUCAGUUCGCCCCUGGUCGCCAUCUCUGGGGUGGCCCUCCGCUCCUUCGACAACUUUGACCCCGUCACCCUGAGCAGCUGCCAGAGAGGGGAGACCUACAGCCCCACCGAGCAGAGCUGUGUGCACUUUGCAUGUGAAACCACUGACUGCCCAGAGCUGGCUGUGGAGAAUGCAUCUCUCAAUUGCUCCAGCAGUGACCGCUACCAUGGUGCCCAGUGCACUGUGAGCUGCCGAACCGGCUACGUGCUCCAGAUACAGCGGGAUGAUGAGCUGAUCAAGACCCAGACGGGACCCAGUGUCACAGUGACCUGCGCUGAAGGCAAGUGGAACAAGCAGGUGGUGUGUGAGCCAGUGGAUUGUGGCAUCCCGGACCACCACCACGUCUACGCCGCAUCCUUCUCCUGCCCCAAGGGCACUACAUUUGGCAGCACAUGUUCCUUCCAGUGCCGUCACCCUGCUCAGCUGAAAGGCAAUAACAGCCAGCUCACCUGCAUGGAGGAUGGACUGUGGUCCUUCCCGGAGGCCCUCUGUGAGCUCAUGUGCCUCGCUCCACCUCCUGUGCCCAACGCAGACCUGCAGACUGCCCGGUGCCGAGAGAACAAGCACAAGGUGGGCUCCUUCUGCAAGUACAAGUGCAAACCUGGGUACCACGUGCCUGGAUCCUCCCGGAAGUCGAAGAAACGGGCCUUUAAGACUCAGUGUACCCAAGACGGCAGCUGGCAGGAGGGAGCAUGCAUUCCUGUGACCUGCGCCCCACCUCCACCCAAAUUCCAUGGGCUCUACCAGUGCACGAAUGGCUUCCAGUUCAACAGCGAGUGCAGGAUCAAGUGCGAAGACAGUGAUGUCUCCCAGGGACGUGGGAGCAAUGUCAUACACUGCCGGAAAGAUGGCACCUGGAGCGGCUCCUUCCACCUUUGCCAGGAGAUGCAAGGCCAGUGCUCAGCACCCAACCAACUCAACAGCAACCUCAAACUGCAGUGCCCUGAUGGCUAUGCCAUAGGGUCAGAGUGUGCCACAUCAUGCCUGGAUCACAACAGCGAGCCCAUCAUCCUACCGGUGAACGUGACUGUGCGUGACAUUCCCCACUGGCUGAACCCCGCACGGGUUGAGAGAGUCGUCUGCACUGCUGGGCUCAAGUGGUAUCCUCACCCUGCUCUGAUUCACUGUGUCAAAGGCUGCGAGCCCUUCAUGGGAGACAAUUACUGUGAUGCCAUCAACAACCGAGCCUUCUGCAACUACGAUGGUGGGGAUUGCUGCACCUCCACGGUGAAGACCAAAAAGGUCACUCCCUUCCCAAUGUCUUGUGACCUACAAGGUGACUGUGCUUGUCGGGACCCCCAGGCCCAAGAACACAGCCGGAAAGACCUCCGGGGAUACAGCCAUGGCUAAGGAAGGACAAGUUGUCAAAGAAUUCCCAACGCCAGGACCUGCAUCCCUUUGGUAUUGAUUUCACAGUCCGCUGCUCAACAGAAUGGCCUCUCCACACCAGGGAUCCUUAGCACCCAACCGGUCUGCCUUUAAUUUUACCCAGGAAGGACUCACAGUGGGGGCGAAUGAACCAAGUCUUACUAUGUUGAAUGAUGGAAUGGAAUCCCAUCCCAAAGUCUGAGAUGGAUUGCAUAGACAGUGUGCAGUCCCAGAGCCUCCUAAAACUCUAACCAUUUGUCAUACAACCACAGCAAGAAACGUAUUCCAUAUCUAGGAGUAUGCACAUCUGUGGUUAGUACACAUGCAUGCAUACACACCCAUACAAACAUCUGUGCUAGGGAAGUUCUAGAGAUUGAGUAGCGAGAAAAGAGAACAAACUCAAUCUUUUUGUUC
Molecule: messenger RNA, 2581 nt
Organism: Nycticebus coucang (slow loris)
Lineage: Eukaryota; Metazoa; Chordata; Mammalia; Primates; Lorisidae
Product: pappalysin-1
Exons: 15
Coding region: 152-2149 (665 amino acids)
Source: RefSeq, a predicted model, not a curated record